CUGAGCGUUGCCAAGGCGGCGCGGCGCGGUGUAAACAAACCCGCUUGGUCACCUGGCAGGGGAGAAGCAGCGGUGGUACCUUUUCAGCGUUAAACAGCAAGAAGGGAGAGAGUAAUGCCACCAUGAGUGAUGUGGAGUUCAGUGGCACAGACUCAGACCCUGUGUCUGAUGUCAAUCCAGAGGAGAUGGAGCGGCUCAUGGCUGACAUAGAUGAUAUAGAUAACAACUUGUUCAAGAGUAACCUGAAGUCUACUAGCAAGGCAGGCAGCAGUAGUAGCAAAGCAGCCAGUCCAGAGAAGAAAGGAGGCAAGCGACAAGUAACCUUCCGUGAUAAACCACCACCAGGAAAAGGAGACAACAAUGAUGAUGAUGACUGGGAUGCUGAUGACCUGCUGUACUCAGAUGAUGAUGCUGCCAAGUCUCCAGGAAAGCCACAGAAGAAAUCACAGUCACCAGGAAAACCAUCACCACCAGCAAAGAAGGAUGUGGACAUAAGUAAGAGCAAAGAUGAUUCUGCAGACACCAGCCAGAAGCCCAAGGAUAAGAAAAAGCUGAUGGAUGAACUCUUUGGUGAUGACUCCCCAGGGAAAGCCACAUCAGCUGAAGCCUCAGAGUCUCCAGGUGUGGCAGCUCCAAGAAGAGACAAGAAAAAGCUCAUGUCAGAACUGUUUGGCGAUGAUGGUGAUGCCAGUAAGCCUAGCGUGUCACCAGGAAAGGCCACCCAGAGACCUGUUAGUGGAAGAACAGAAACCAGUAGAAGAAAGAAAAGCACUGAUGACUCCAUGUUUGAUGAUGACGGUGGAGACUUGCUUGGAGAUAUUGGAGACAUGCAGAAAAGACCCUCAACCUCACCAAAGGGAGGAGGAAGCUUCCUGGAUAGCCUCCUAUCUAAAAGUCCCUUGGAUAAACCCAGAGGAAAGAAGCCGUCAGAUUUUGUAUUAGAUGACAAGUACAAAAACAUAAAUAAACAAGAAGCACCAAGCAGUGGAGGAUUUCAGGGGUACACACCAUCAGCCAGCAAGUCCAGCAGCCCCAGAAGGAGAACACCAAGUAAGUCACCUGCCAAGGACAGCAUGGACUUUGACUUUCUGAGUGAUGCAGAACCCAGGAAGAGAGGCUCCAGGUCAGCUCCCCAGAGAAAACCCUUCGAGGUGGAUGAUGAUGACAUCCUGGGUAAUGUGAGGUCACACAGGAGAGGAAACAAGGAGAUCAGUGGUGACCCAAGCCCAAACAAGAGGGUGUCAUCAGCACCAGGGGCUCAGAAGGAAUCCUCAAGGCCAGGGAGGAAGGAUGAUUGGCUGUUUGGGGAUUCUGGGGAAGCAUCUGAGGCUGUGAAGAAAAAUAUUGAAGAGAGUACAGUCACUGCCUCAGUGGAGAAGCCAGUUGCUGCUUCCCAGAAGUCCCCAGGUCAAGAUCAAGACUGGCUGGGAAGUCUCCUCUCCAGCAAUAAAAAGUCUCCUGUUGCAGCUGAACAGCAACAGGUCCAGAGCAGCCCAGCAGACCCAGGAACUGCCAGCCAAGCCUCACAGCUACCUGCCACAAACCCCACACCUCCCACUCCUGCUACAGCAAGUGGUCUUCCCCAGGGAGCAGGUGUGGCCUUCUCCAGCCGUGCAGCCCCACUCACACCUGCAGCAGCUGCCACCUAUACACCUGCACCAUUGCAUGCACCAGUUGAAGGCAUGCAAAACAGUCCACAAGUUAUGCUAUUGAUGCAGCAGCAGCAGGAAGCUCAGGCUGCUGUCCUUGCUGCCCAGGUCAAGUCACAGCAGGAGCAGCUCAGUUCACAGAUGGCUCAGCAGCUGCAGCAGCAGCAGCAGAUGAUGGCUGAACUCUUGAGGACACAACAAGAGGCUGCUAAUAAAAGGUACCAGGAGGCAGUUUCUACCAUGGGUCAGUUUGCCAUGGUUCCUCCUGCUGCUCCACAAGGGGACACUGCCACAGCCACUGAGCAACAGAAAAAUAUUGAGGUGAACUUAAAAGAAGCAGAAACUGAGGCAGCCAAGGCCAAGGCUGAACUUGACCUGCUUCGCAAACAACACGCACAGGAAGUGGCUCUCCUGGAGGAAAGUCACAGGAGACAGCUGGAGGUGGAGCGCGGGGUGUGGGGACGAGUGGAGGCCAGGCUCAGGGAGGAACGGGACUCACUCCUUUCAGACUUUCAGAGUAAAUUGUCAUUGCUGCAGGAGGAGAAGAAGAGCCUGUCCACAUCCUACCAAGGGCAGCUGGUGGCGGUGAAGGAGGAGUGGUCACAAGCUGUGGAGCGCACCAGGGAGCUGUACACUGGCAUGCUGGACCGGGUGCGGGAGGAGCACUCGGCCACCCUGGAGAGAGUGUCACACCUCAAGGACCUGGAGCUGAAAGCGGCAGUGGCUGCCUCAGGACAUGCCAAGGAAGUGGAAGUGGUGAUGACGCAGCUGGAGACCAACACUUCUGAACUCACAGAACUCACAGCGUCCAUCAACACUCGCCAUGACUCUGCCCUGGAGCUGACGCAGAGGGCACUGAAGAUGAAGGAGAAGCAGCUGCAGGACUUUGAGGGGCAGCUGGCGGCAUCACGCGCUGAGGCCGAGAAUGAGCGUGGCCGCCUCAACACCCUCAUCCACAGGCUGGAAAACACCCUCCUGCAGCAAGGCUCUGAGGUUGAGAAGGAGCGGUGGCGGCUGGCCCAAGAGAGGAUGAAGGUGGAGAUAGAGCGGCAGGCCAUGAUGGAGGAGAGGAAGCACCUGCAGCUGAGCACUGAAACAGAGAGGAUGAACCUGGCCAAGGCACGUGAGAACCUCCUCUCGGAGCACCGCACUCUGCUGCAGUCUGUGGCUCAGCAAAAGCAGGAGCUGACAAAUGCACAGGCUGACCUCAGCAGACACCAGACACUGCCUUACCUGAGUGCUGCUGGGACUUCCUUCAGUAAAAUGACCAUGUUAGGCCGAGAUGCUGAGGCUUCUCUGGCAAGCGAAGAGCAGCGACGCCUCCGAGAGAAGAUGACAGCAGUGACUUUGCAGCAGCAGCGCCUAAAGGAGGAGGAAGCCAGGCUGAACGAAUUGAAUCUCCAGCUGGAAGAGGAAAGGAUGAAGGUGAAUCUAGAGAGGGAAGGGAAUGCUAAGGAGUCAGCAAUGCUGGAAAAGACUCGGCGAGACAGUGAAGCAGCCAGGGAGGAAAUAAAAACACUGAGGUUCGAGCAGCAGGAGAGGCUCAGCCAGAUUGCUGCUCAGACACGCGUAUUGCACACCCAGCAGGAUAAGAUCGACAAGGAACACUUGAGGCUUCAGCAGCUGCGGGAGGAGGUGGUGCAUCUGGCCCAGGCUGGGGUGUGUGCAGUGUGUCAGAGGCGUGGUGGGGCACAACUGCUUCUGGAGCCUCCUGCUGGGGGACGUCGCCUGCCUGGGGACGGUGGUGAGGGACAUGCCCCCUCUGUCUCACGCCUUGGGGAACUGACCAACAGUGUGGACAGGUCACCUGCCUCAGUGUUGGCUCGGCUGGCUGCUGCCCGGGGAACAGGAGAACAAGGAGAGGGAGAAAAGGGCUCUUGAAGAUAUCUGCUCUUGAGUCAUCCUGAUGUUUGGUUGUCUUAUGCUAUUACUCUAUCACUGAAAGCGAAGUACUCCACUAAGUGUGAUGCUGGAGGCUCACCCAAGCACCUGUAAUGGUAGGUGUGUGUUCUGGCACCAAGAGAGGCAGUGUGUGAGCGUUGAGGUGUUGCAGGUGCAUUUUGUGCUCUGGCCAGUGUGCUUCCUGGGUGGCGA
Scylla paramamosain (green mud crab) is the source of this 3743-nucleotide messenger RNA. RefSeq names its product fas-binding factor 1 homolog. Gene Ontology annotation, cellular component: ciliary transition fiber; ciliary basal body; centriole. Gene Ontology annotation, biological process: establishment of epithelial cell polarity; cilium assembly. The record is from RefSeq and is a predicted model, not a curated record. Bases 123 to 3530 code for a protein of 1135 amino acids. Lineage: Eukaryota; Metazoa; Arthropoda; Malacostraca; Decapoda; Portunidae. The transcript has 19 exons.